Messenger RNA from Eremomyces bilateralis CBS 781.70, 351 nucleotides. RefSeq lists its product as uncharacterized. Gene Ontology annotation, cellular component: mitochondrial inner membrane. The coding region runs from base 1 to 351 and encodes 116 amino acids. The transcript is spliced from 2 exons. The record is from RefSeq and is a predicted model, not a curated record. Gene Ontology annotation, biological process: mitochondrial respiratory chain complex IV assembly. NCBI's taxonomy places the organism in Eukaryota, Fungi, Ascomycota, Dothideomycetes, Eremomycetales, Eremomycetaceae.
AUGCCAGCCUUCGGCAGCAAGACAUUUCGACCGUCAUCAUUCAGCAAUACGGCUGCGGCACGAUAUCGAUCUUCCCUCCAACGACAUCCAUUCCUUCUCUUCGGCGCACCCUUCAUCCUCAUAAUGGUGGCAGGAAGCUUUUUCCUAACCCCCGCAACCGCUUUGAGAUAUGCACAGCACGAUCGAAAGGUCAAACAAGUUUCGGAAAAGGAGGCAAUGGGCGUUCUGGGGAAAGAGCGGAAGCCCUUUGAUAUCAAAGAGGAGUACUAUCGCCUUGCGGCGAAAGAUUUGGACAAUUGGGAACAGAGGCGUGUCAAGCGACUUCCGGGUGAGCCAGAUGGCGUGAUCUGA